Chaetomium globosum CBS 148.51 is the source of this 960-nucleotide messenger RNA. RefSeq lists its product as uncharacterized. The record is from RefSeq and is a predicted model, not a curated record. The transcript has a single exon. Gene Ontology annotation, cellular component: cytoplasm. Gene Ontology annotation, molecular function: zinc ion binding. Lineage: Eukaryota; Fungi; Ascomycota; Sordariomycetes; Sordariales; Chaetomiaceae. The coding region runs from base 1 to 960 and encodes 319 amino acids.
AUGGGCUCCUCCGACCCCCCCAACGCAGACGAGACCUCCUACGUCAAAAUGUCCUCCGCCGCCGUCGACAGCCGCGGGACCGACGCGGCCCUGAUCGGCUCACACUGCCAAUACAGCUACUGCAACCAACUCGAUUUCCUCCCGUUCCAAUGCCAGUCCUGCAACAAGACCUUUUGCCUCGACCACCGCACCGAAGACGGCCACGCAUGCACCAACCCAGGCGCAUGGGCAGCACGCAAGCGCGAGGCUGAGCUCGCCAAACACUCAGCAGGCGAAGGCCGACGCAUGCGCGACCUCGUCUCCCAAAAACCUUGCGCCGACGACGGCUGCAAGACGACGAUCGGAACGGCGCUGGUGCCGGGAGUGCACUGCGGCAACUGCAACCGCGACUACUGCCUCAAGCACCGGCUACGCGAAGACCACGCAUGCAGCAGCAAGACACCGAUCGGGGCACGGGCGGCGAGCGCAGCGCAGGCGGCCGCCGUCGCGGACGGGGCUAAGAGCGCCCUCGAGCGGUUCCGCCUCUGGGGCCAGGCCAAGAAGGAGCAGGCCAAGGUCACGUUCUCGUCACCGAGCGCGAAACCCAAGGUCGCGCAGAUGAUUGCGGUCAAUAACCUGAAGAAAACAGCCAAGGGCGACGCGAAGAUUGCGCCCGAGAAGCGCGUGUAUCUGUAUGUGGAGGCCGAGGCGGCUACGGCCAAGGCGAAGCUCCCCAAGGGCGAGUUCUUUUACUCGCAGGACUGGGUUGUGGGCAAGAUGCUGGAUGCUGCGGCGCGGAGCUUGCAGGUUCAGAAUAUCAACAACCAAUCUAAUUCGGAGGAAGACAAGUUGCGGGUGUUCCACGUCGAAGGGGGGCGGAUGUUGGAUUUUAGCGAGAAGCUUGGGAAGGUGUUACAAAGUGGCAACACGGUUGUCUUGCUAAGGGGCGUUGGGCCACCACCGGAUUUGAUUGAAACCUGA